GAUCCUCAUGAGAGCGCAGAGAGGCACUUUUCUGCCCCGCAGAAUCCCUACAACCAUCAUCAUUCCGGCUCGGAGAGCCCGCAGUGGAGUGUAAGACCCUCGGCUGCUGAGAGAUGUCAGAGCCAACCCCGGCGCGCACACGGCCCUGCAGGGAGCUCGGAGCUGCGUAGAACCGAGAUCUCUCUUUGUAUUCGACCCUCUCUGGAGCGGACAUAAAAAACCGGGAGUAAAUAAAAGGAUUUCUUUAUUGCCAACUUGAAUCGAAGUCGUCUUGAUCCAGUCCGAGUGCGGCCAUUCGCUCAAUGUCAUCAUGAUCAUCCUCUCGUCGCGCAGUGUACUGCUGUCAGUCUACUACCCGCAGAUCUUCCUGAUUCUGACGAGCGGCAGCUACCUGUGUGUAUGUGGGUUUGUGUAUGUAUGGCUGUGUGUUUUUCUUUCCCCGGCAGGGCCCUGUCCUCGGUUGUGGCUCUGGGUGCCAACAUCAUCUGCAACAAGAUUCCAGGCCUGGCACCUCGCCAGCGAGGCAUCUGCCAGACCCGGCCGGACGCCAUCAUAGUUGUGGGCGAAGGUGCCCAAAUGGGCAUCAAUGAGUGUCAGUACCAGUUCCGAUAUGGACGCUGGAACUGUUCAGCGCUCGGAGAGAGAACGGUCUUUGGGCAGGAGCUUCGAGUAGGCAGUCGGGAAGCAGCUUUCACCUAUGCCAUCACAGCAGCAGGGGUGGCCCAUGCAAUCACAGCCGCCUGCAGCCAGGGCAACCUGAGCCAGUGCGGCUGUGACCGGGAGAAGCAGGGCUACUACAAUCAGGAGGAGGGCUGGAAGUGGGGAGGCUGCUCGGCUGACAUCAAGUAUGGCAUCGAGUUCUCGCGGCGCUUUGUGGAUGCCCGUGAGAUUAAAAAGACGCCCCGUCGCCUGAUGAAUUUGCAUAACAACGAGGCGGGCAGAAAGGUCCUGGAAGAAAGGAUGAAGCUGGAGUGCAAGUGUCAUGGCGUCUCUGGGUCCUGCACCACCAAAACAUGCUGGACGACGCUCCCAAAAUUCAGAGAGAUUGGCUACGUACUCAAGGAAAAGUACAAUGAAGCUGUGCAUGUGGAGGUUGUUCGGGCUAGCCGGCUUCGCCAGCCCACCCACCUCAAAGUAAAGCAGACUCAGGGCUAUCGCAAGCCUAUGGAGACAGACCUUGUUUACAUUGAGAGGUCACCAAACUACUGCGAGGAGGACGCAGCCACGGGGAGCGUGGGCACCCAGGGACGCUUAUGCAACCGCACAUCGCCACACACAGAUGGCUGUGACCUCAUGUGCUGCGGUCGUGGCUACAACACGCACCAGUACACCAAAGUGUGGCAGUGCAACUGUAAGUUUCAAUGGUGCUGCUUCGUGAAAUGCAACACGUGCAGUGAGAGGACGGAAGUUUUUACCUGCAAAUAAGGCUGCGAGGAAUGUCUUCAUCUGCAGGUGAAAUACCAAGGACUUGUUGAUUAAAGAUCCAACCGAGCGAUGUGACCGCACUUCUGUAAGCCGUGAGAGACUGUACGACUAAACAAAUGGAAUUUCCUCUAUCAGCUCUCCUUGGCAUCGUUUUGCACAGCAGAAUCUAUCUAAUUGCUUUUAAAUAAGUAAUUGCUAAAUAUCAGUAGGUAAUAUCCCAGAACUUUACGGUCAGAUAGAGAUUGUGCUCAUGUACUGAUGUUGGGACUACCCAUAAGGACAAAGGCUCUGACAGGAAACUGUGCUUUGCAGCCUGGGAAAUAUGUGCGUCCAUAUUUGAAAGCAUUGCAAGGAGAGGAACUCAGAAAAGCAUGAACAUUAAAGAAAACCACAGCUUGCCACAGCUGAUUUGAAUUGACUGGAAAAGAUCUUUUAAAGUUUAAGGACCUCAUAAAAACAAAGUUUCUAGAUGUUGUUGUGUUUCCGCUAAAUUAAUUGAAUCUUGACUCACACCCUCUAGAUUGUCUGGGGCCGGUGUUAGAGGCCGAGAAAUGAAGAACAUUUUGUAAAUGUGGUGCCAUGGGUUGCACCAAAGUUUGAGUGGAGAACCCUGUUAAACCCUUUGCUGCCAACUGGAAUAUGGUGGAGGAUGUUAGUUUUCCAGUAACACUGGAACUGUCUGUUCUGAACACUGAAAAUAAAUGGUCUAUUUAUGUUAUAGUAUCGUAAAACAAAGCACUAAUGGGUAGAGAUGUCUUUUUUUUGUACUAAAUGCAAUGAAAAAUACUUCUAAGAAAUUAUUAAAUUACCACACUAUUUCUAAAGCACCACACAAUCUUUUAGUAAAUAAAAGAGCAAAGUUUUCAUUGCUACAGUUGUGUUGACAGCAAAAUACAUCAUUGCAGAUUUGAUAGUUUGAUGUUUAAUUUUUUCCUAAGGUGACAUCUGAAAUUUUUUUAUUUAGGAAAAAAAGCAAUAAAACAA
Messenger RNA from Cyprinodon variegatus (sheepshead minnow), 2409 nucleotides. It is a transcript of the gene wnt7bb, whose product is annotated as protein Wnt-7b. The record is from RefSeq and is a predicted model, not a curated record. Gene Ontology annotation, cellular component: extracellular region. Bases 400 to 1425 code for a protein of 341 amino acids. Gene Ontology annotation, molecular function: frizzled binding; cytokine activity. Lineage: Eukaryota; Metazoa; Chordata; Actinopteri; Cyprinodontiformes; Cyprinodontidae. The transcript has 4 exons. Gene Ontology annotation, biological process: cell fate commitment; multicellular organism development; neuron differentiation.